UACUUCAAUAAGGGUUUUGAAUGCAGGACUUUAGUGGAGUAUUUUCACAGUGUGGUAUUAGUACUUUUACUUCAGUAAAGGGUCUGAAUACUUCCUCCACCACUCCCUGUUGGCGACGGGCCACUGAGAGGUGGAGCAACACUGAAAGAGGAGAGCUUCAGCGUCACAUUUCCUGGUAUGAAAGUGAAAGUUUGUCUGAGCGACAGCAGAGCUGCAGUCGAGACAAGUCUCUCUGUUUCUCUCUAAAGAAACAUUCAACUGAAUCCAGCAGCUUUUUAUCAACAACACAGCAGAAUCUCUGCCAAACACUGAGUGUAGAUAUGUCUGCUGCCAGCUGUCUGCUGACUGAAGAUCAGUUUCUGUGCUCCAUCUGUCUGGAUGUGUUCACUGAUCCAGUUGCCAUACCAUGUGGAUACAACUUCUGUAAAACCUGCAUCACUCAACACUGGGAUAUUAAUGUCCCGUUUCAGUGUCCCAACUGUAAAGAGGUUUUCAACACUAAACCUGAGCUGCGAGUCAAUACUUUCAUCUCUGAGAUGGCUGCUCAGUUCAGACAGUCAGCUCAACAGAAAGCCAGCAGCAGCAGCUCAGAGCAACAAGCUGCCAAACCAGGAGAAGUUCCCUGUGACGUCUGCACUGGAACCAAACUGAAGGCCCUGAAGUCCUGCCUGGUGUGUCUGGUCUCCUACUGUGAGACUCAUCUGGAGCCUCAUCUGACAAGGUCAGGCCUGAAAAGACAUCAGCUGAUCGACCCUGUAGAGAACCUGGAAGGCAGGAUGUGUACGAAGCACGAUAAACUGCUGGAGCUGUUCUGUAAGACCGACCAGAUGUGUGUCUGCAUGCUCUGCACUUAUUCAGACCACAAGACACAUGAUGUUGUUCCUCUGAAAGAAGAAUAUGAAGGAAAGAAGGCCGAGCUGGGGAAGACAGAGGCUGAAAUUCAGCAGAUGAUCCAGAAGAGACGACUGAAGAUUCAGGAGAUGAAACACUCAGUGGGGCUCAGUAAGGAAAAUGCAGACAGAGAGAUAGCAGAUGGUGUUCAGGUCUUCACCGCCCUGAAAGAGUCUGUUGAGAGAAGCCAGGCCGAGCUCAUCGACUCGAUCAAAGAGAAGCAGAGAAAGACAGAGAAACAGGCUGAAGGCUUCAUCAAAGAGCUGGAACAGGAAAUCUCUGAGCUGAAGAAGAGAAGCACUGAGGUGGAGCAGCUCUCACGCUCUGAAGACCACCUCCACCUCCUCCAAAGCUUCACAUUCCUGAACGCUGCUCCACCCACCAAGAACUGGACAGAAGUCGAAGUCUGUCCACCUUCAUAUGAGGGGACUGUGGUGAGAGCUGUGAAUCAGCUGGAGGAGACGCUUAUUCAACAGAUGAAGAAGCUGCUUGCUGAGGCCGAGCUGAAGAGGGUCCAGCUGAAGAAGGUCCAGCAAUCUUCAGUGGAUGUGACACUUGAUCCUGAUACAGCAUAUCCCAAACUCAUCCUGUCUAAUGAUGGAAAACAAAUUAAACAUGGUGACGUAAAGAAGAAUCUCCCAGACAACCCAGAGAGAUUUGAUACUUGUCCCUGUGUCUUAGCAAAGCAGAGUUUCUCUUCAGGAAGGUUUUACUACGAGGUUCAGGUUAAAGGGAAGACUACCUGGGAUUUAGGAGUGGCCAGAGAGUCGAUCAACAGGAAGGGACGAAUCGAACUGUCUCCUGAGGAUGGUUACUGGACGAUGUGUUUGAGGAAUGAAAAGGAGUACAACGUUUGUACUAACCCUUCAGUCUGUCUCUCUCUGAAGUCUCAGCCUGAGAAGGUGGGGGUGUUUGUGGAUUAUGAGGAGGGUCUGGUCUCCUUUUAUGAUGUUGAUGCUGCAGCUCUUAUCUACUCCUUUACUGGCUGCUGCUUCACUGAGAAACUCUACCCAUUCUUGGGUCCCAGUCCUAACUGUGGUGGUAAAAACUCUGCCCCCCUGAUCAUCUCUCCUGUCAAUCACACUGAGUAGAACAACCAUUUGAUUUUCUACAGAAAUAUUCUCUUUAAUUUAAUGAAAAAUGUAUAUUAUUGGUGAUUUAAGGUGUAUACAUUGUUUUUCCAGAUUCUGAUCAUUAUGUUUUAUUUCCUUUAUUUCUCUCUGAUCUCUCACAUUGCUACUUACAACACACUGAUCUUACAGCACUGAUUGAUAUUAUCUAAUGUAGUCUAAUUUAUUCUAAUGACUGCAUUACCUGCCUUCAAGACUAUUAAAAUCAUCAUAAACAAUUUAUUAAUGAAUAAGAAACAUAUCCACGUACCUUAAUUGUAUUUUCAUAAGGUGUUUUAAGGGUUUUAGUUUUUAUAAUUUCAAAUAAAAGGACAAAUUAAGGGAUCUCUGGUGUGUUUUCAGGGUAAAUUAAGGAUCAAUUCUUGAUUCAUUUUGGUACAAAAUUGACAGAUAUUUGGAACAUCGACGAAAUCUGAUCACAAAAUAUUCAGCUGCAGUGGUUUUAAACACCAGAGAAGAAGAAAAGUUCUGUCUGUUGUGUUAUUUUUAUUCCAUAUUGUCCACCUCUCUGCAGACUGCAUAGAUAAAAUGAGAUAAUCCUUUUUUAAUUAAUUAAUAAUUUUCAGGAUUAUGGCAGCAAAGGGAUACAGUGCAGACAACAAGAAGCAUCAGUAAAAAACAAAACAAGAUCUAAUAAAUAAGCAAGCAAACAAUAAAGAUAAAGUCAGUAAGAUAUUGUUGAUAUUGCACAGAAUAUUGAAUAUUGCUAUUGCACAGUGGAAAGUUUAACAAAGUCAACAAGUUUCCACAGGAUUUUUUUACAUCUUUGUGAUUUCACUUUCAUCGAGAAUAAUCUGUGUUUAUGAGUGUGAUGGUGGAGCUGCCUGUUAAUCACACACA
Sebastes umbrosus (honeycomb rockfish) is the source of this 2861-nucleotide messenger RNA. Its product is annotated as E3 ubiquitin-protein ligase TRIM21-like. The record is from RefSeq and is a predicted model, not a curated record. The coding region runs from base 21 to 1982 and encodes 653 amino acids. NCBI's taxonomy places the organism in Eukaryota, Metazoa, Chordata, Actinopteri, Perciformes, Sebastidae. Gene Ontology annotation, molecular function: protein binding; zinc ion binding. The transcript is spliced from 2 exons.